AUGGCGAAAGCCCUCGGCUUGUUCGUUCCUGAGGUCUCCAUCGGUGCGCCGACAAGAGCCGGGACGCCGAAAAGAUGCGGUCUUCGUCUACCUCAGAAGCUCCAAUGCUCCCUGACCCCGGACCAGAUACCCCCUAAGCCGACUGCGCUCACCCACCACCACCGCCACCACCAUCACACCAAGUUCGAUGCUCUCAUAACCAAGGUGCUUCCCUUGCUACAUGAUUGUCGUGCUCUCUCUCUUUCUCUCUGUGUGUCUAUGUCUGGUUUGGCCCAGCUUGCUCCCCGGUUUCUAAGGCUGCUUAAUCCCUCACUUCGAAUUCCAGCGGAGAAGUGUCGAAAUUUCACUUUGCCGGAGCGAAAAUUACAAAUGCUCCGUUAGUUUUAGGGGCGUUGAUUCGGAUGUUCUUUCAUCCGAGGCCUAUUUUGUGAUUUCUGGCUUACUAGUUCCCUUUUGACGGGCUGCCGUGAGAAGGCGCCUUGGAAUUCAUCCUCUACUCCUCAUUAUGCGACACUCUCGCCUUGAUGUUGACGCAGGUCUCGGGUUCUGAUCCGACAACAAAGGUCAAUAGCAUCGUGUGCGCGGAUUGCGAAGGAAAUGGUAACCGAGCACCCCCGAACUCCGUUUUACCUGGUUGCUUCAUUACUUUUUUGCGCUUAAUCCCGGAUAGAUUUCUGUAAACUCUGGUGUCGCCGGUAUGAUGAUGCCUCGAGACAGCUAAAAAUCAGAGAUGUGAAGGCAAUCUCUCUGGAAUUUCUUUCCCACUGAAAAACGAAAGGGAAAAGAGUAGUCCCUGUCUACUGACCGAAUCAUUCCAGAGGUCGCUCGUAUCAAGAAACGGAAUAGUAUCUAUAUUUAUUUUUUAUUUUUUUUACUGUCAGGUCUUUAGUAUUGAAUGCUAGUAAGUCGGAAGAGAGUGCUCUGACAACGAUAUCAGUAUGAAUUGCAUUCAUCCUCCACAAUUGUGUAAGGUUAGAGCGCUGCCCACCCAGUUUGAUUGAUAAAUGGAGGAUUUUCUAACUGAAAGGCUUUUGAAAAAAAAAAAAAACUUUUCUAUGCAAAAUUCGCAUGCAUUUCCCGAGUAGGACUCACAGUGAAUGCAGACUGCCCAUUUAUUUGGAUAUAUUCAAAAUUCAGGGAUUGAACAGGGCCAGCCUUCUUUUCCCUUGAUUUCCCUGUGUAGCGGUUUUUAUUUGAUCCAAGCUGAUGCGCUUUCUGUCAUUUGGCCCGGUUUCAAGUCUGUCGGAUUCUCUAAACGGUUAAUAUCCUGCGUUGACCCCCCCACAGGUGCCAUCCAGUGCACUCAGUGCAAGGGAACCGGGGUCAAUUCUGAGGAUCACUUCGGCGGACGGUUUAAAGCUGGUCAGACGUGCUGGCUGUGCAGGUACGACCCACUGCCUCCUGUUGUGCAUGAUGGAUUUCGCUCUGCCUGCAUAUCUUCGUAGGAAAGUCAAAAUGCUCCCGGCGCUUCAAAAGUUCGAUUUCCAUCAUGCUCUUAGGCGCCUGCAUAGCUCGAGGAUGUCGUGUUUCCCAUCCAUGGACCAUUAGCAAUAAAUUACAAGGGCCGCCGUCGUGAGUCCAAUCCUACAUGAUCAUCAAAAUCACCCACCGAAGGGCCCGGGGGGGGGGGAAGGAGCCGGAGAGGAACGAUCCGGCGCAUGUGAAUAGCAGAGUCUUCCUCCUUCUCUAGUGGGGCAUUUCGACCUGGUGGGUGCUCAUGUUUGUGCUUUCUGUGGCAGAGGGAAGCGGGAGAUCCUGUGCGGGUCCUGCAAUGGCGCCGGCUUCAUCGGGGGAUUCAUGAGCACCUUCGACGAGUAG
Messenger RNA from Spirodela intermedia, 1818 nucleotides. The record is from the annotation of a GenBank genome assembly. Lineage: Eukaryota; Viridiplantae; Streptophyta; Magnoliopsida; Alismatales; Araceae.